CAGGCGGCGAUGGCGGCCUUCCACAAGGCCAUGAUCUGCCGCAUUUGGAUCGUGCUGCUCGUCACUCUUCUCUGGAUCGGCCUCUGGUACAGCAGAAUCUCUCCGGCGACCUCGGAUUUGGCAGCGCACAGGAAGGAUCUUCACAGGUUUGGAGGAAAUUUGGCCCGGAAUUCGUCCUUCUCGAAGUUCUGGGAGGUGGAAGACGGCCAGCUUACUGCCGAUCUCAUCCACGAGGUUGUGGAGGAGCUCGAGAAGAUUAGGGAUGGGACUCCUGGUGGUGUGGUCGCGGCUAAUCGCAAGGAGCCUUGCGAUGAGCGGCGGGAUUUAGCAAGGGAACGGGGCUUUCGACGGAUUGGAGAGACGCUUCACGCCUUUGUCCUCUCCAGUGUGGCAAGAUUUUCUCUGGAAGAAUUCACCGCGGUGGGAUUGGUUUCUAUCCAACUGAGAGGCUUUGCCGGUAAUCCAUUGCAGUCUUGUGCUUGGGUUCCAAAGGCUGGAUCCAGUUCUGUCGCGGCUGCUCUGGCGGCUUCCAACGAUUCUUCGGUGAUUUGGGGGAACUCUUGGCUGGGGUACGUGAAUGAAAGCCACACGGAGAAGACCUUCUACGAUGUGGGCGUGGUGAAAUGCUCGUUCGAGGAGCCAGUAGGGGCAAAUGGAGAAGGCGGGUUUCUAGUGCUCAACAUGACAAGAAACUCGUCACCGCCACCUCUUGUGGAUCACUCAGGGAUCAUCGAGCAAAGUUACGUGCCUGUUUUUCAAGAGCUUCCGGAAGAGAUCUCCUCGAUCCAAUUCGAAGGGCCGUUUCGAUUCGACUAUGCCUACUGCUCGCCUCUGCUGACACCGAGCAAGAACGUAUCGGCCAAGUACGUGAAAGAGUGGCUCAUGUAUCACCAAGGCCUGUGGAGCGAGAGUCACGUCCACUACUUCUUCUACGACGCCGGUGGGAUCGAUUCGAGGCUGCUGGAAGUCUUCCAGCCGCUGAUGGAGAAGAAGUUUCUCACAGUGAUAGACAUGAGAGAAUUGGUACUGUUCGAGUCUGCUGGUGACGGUCACCAGCUUGUGAUCAACGAUUGCCUCCAGCGAAGCCGGUUUCUAGCGACCUGGGCAUUCUUCUGGGACUUGGACGAGUACCUCCAGCUCGUAAAUUCCACAUCGAUGGCAGCUUUGCUCAGGAGCUAUGAGAGUUCUCCCUGGAUAUCUCUAGCAAACUUGGUGUGGAGCAGGACUUACUGCAAGGAAACGAGCGCGGAGGACGAGUGGGCCGUGGAGAGGAUGCGUUUCAGGCUGCGGUACCCGACUUGCGGGGACGAGCAAAGGGCCGAGACUUGCCACGGCGUGGAGGGGCACAGGAAGUGGAUCGCCAACCCGCGCAAGGUGCUCGUCGCGUCCAUCCACCGGACUGUGGAGCCCGAGUGGAACGGCGAGAUCCUGCGAGCCUCCAUCGCCAGGCUCAACCAUUUCCACGGCCUGGCCGUGGAGGGCAGCGCGAAUUCCAGCUGCUGGAUCGUGAAGAAGCUCGACCAGGUGAACGAGUCGAGCCUGGUGGACGGAUGGUGGCUCAAAGACGAGAGCUUUGCAGUGGCCGCCAUGGAGCAGCAUCGCAAGGGACUUUAGAAACAUUGACCUUAUCCAGUCCACGCCAAAUGUUGACUUCUUGUCAGAGCCCGCUUUAGACCCUACUGCAAGCGUGCAUAAGAAGCUUGCGUGAGGAAAAAAAUAAAGGCCCAGAAGUUGACUUGGUCAAAGACCUAAAAGGUAACCUAAAAAGGUGCCACGUAGACUUUCCUUGAUCACAUAGAAACGAGGAAUAUCUUAUCGCUUCACCCGUAUGGUAUGUCCUGCGCCCUCCCUGACAUGGCCGGAAGCAAAAAACCAAAAUGGCGUGCUACUUGCUUUUGGUUGCUUGACACACACCAAAAAAAAGAAA
Molecule: messenger RNA, 1927 nt
Organism: Selaginella moellendorffii
Lineage: Eukaryota; Viridiplantae; Streptophyta; Lycopodiopsida; Selaginellales; Selaginellaceae
Product: galactan beta-1,4-galactosyltransferase GALS1
Exons: 1
Coding region: 10-1614 (534 amino acids)
Source: RefSeq, a predicted model, not a curated record